AUGCCACCACCACAUCUGGUCUUUAACUCUGUCCUCUGGGCCAGCAGUGAGAGGCGACCUACUCCACUUGUCAACUCGCAAUUAUAUCUCGGCGUCCUGGAUCCUUCUGUGGACAGCGACAAGUCCUUGAUGAUACUGGGGAUCCCAGAGGACUGUAGCCACCAAGAAUUUGAAGACAUCCUAAGGGGCCCCCUCAAACCGCUGGGCAAGUUCAAAGUAGCUGGGAAGGCGUUUCUGGAGGAGGACAGAUCCAAGGCAGCUCUCGUUAGGUUGGCAGAGGACCUCAAUCAUGAGGUCCCCAAGGAGAUCAAGGGCAAGGGCGGUUUGUAGAGAGUGGUCCUCAUGCCCAAAUAGCAAGACAGAUUCCUCACCAAGCUCAGUUUGUUCCUGCGGAGAGAGGGCGGGAAGGUAGAGGACGUGGCCGCAUCCUCAGGCAGGAGUUGUGUCUCUCGGAGAGCUCCCUCCCUCCCGGAACUGCUGCCUGUCUGCAGGCAGGGAGAUUUCGGACAAGGCCGAGGGGCCACCGCCAAGGGCGAUAAGGUGCCCCUUGUGGAAGACCCAGAGAAGGAGAGCAAGGCUGAAGAAGGCAAGAAGGUCAGGAAGAAAAGCAAGAAAAACGGACGCCGACAGCAGGCUUCUUUGAAUGAAGCUGGAUGA
Psammomys obesus (fat sand rat) is the source of this 657-nucleotide messenger RNA. RefSeq names its product PNMA family member 8C (gene Pnma8c). NCBI's taxonomy places the organism in Eukaryota, Metazoa, Chordata, Mammalia, Rodentia, Muridae. The record is from RefSeq and is a predicted model, not a curated record.